Molecule: messenger RNA, 534 nt
Organism: Perkinsus marinus ATCC 50983
Lineage: Eukaryota; Perkinsozoa; Perkinsida; Perkinsidae
Exons: 1
Source: RefSeq, a predicted model, not a curated record
AUGGCGGAACAGCUAAUGGGAUCCACCAAGGAAGGGGAUCAAGGUGUCAAAGAUGGAGGGUUCAACGAUACGGUUGAAACCGAAGCACCUCUUACUGAAGAGCAACGCUACUUUGGCAAGCUGAUAGGGAACAUCAUCUGGGAGGAGGCGCGCAGCAGUGGCUUCGUGGAAGUAUUCCAACAAGUUCAGGGUAUCCCAACAACAGAGCAAAUCUCCCAGCUAGAGACUGCUAGCGCGGAAGCAACACGGAGCUCACGAGAGAAAAUAUCGUCCGCUCUCAACGUGCCAAUCCCAGCGAAAAGCGGAGGCAACCAAAUCCAUACGGCCCUGCUCGGCGCCAUGAUCCGCGCUUUGGGGUGUCCGGACAGGGAAUUCGAGAAAACGGCAUCUGACGGAGUCCCAAUAGGCCUCAGCAAAGAUAUUCCUUUCUGUCCGCUCUAUCCACGUUACGAACCACGCGAAUACGACCUCUACCCCAUCUUAAAGGAGCAUCGCAACUAUGGGUCGAUGGAUCUCCCCGAAGUCUUUGACCCG